GGAGCGUGCGCAGUGCGGAGCGGAUACCUCAUUGCACCAGGCCUCUGCUGUCACCUCAGUGCCAACUGCUUAAGGAAGAGGAGUUACUUGAGCUGAAAUAGAUUGCACUGGAGCAAACAUCACUGCCCAAGCAGGACCAGCUGUACCCUCCCCGAGUUCUGCUGGUGGCAAUGUCUCCUUGGGCCGGGCUCCUCUCCACCACUGCCAGAGUCAGCCUGCUGCUGCUGCUGGGGUCUGUGCUCUUCUCCUGCUCCAGCCUGGGCCACAGAGAGUUUGCCCUUACAAAAAUAGAAGAGAGCAACAUAAAAGAUGACAGUGGGAAGGAGCCGGGGACAGAGGAUGACGCUGAUCCUGAAGACCUGGAAGUGUUUUACCCCACGGAUCAGUGGCAAACCCUGCGUCCAGGUCAGGCUGUUCCUGCAGGGUCACACGUGCGGCUGAACCUGCAGACAGGAGACAGAGAAGCCAAGCUGCUAGACAGAGAAAAUGGGGAAAGUGACAUGAGAGAAGAGAGAAGAAGGAAAAGGCUGGACACGGUUGGUGUUGAUGCAAAUUCAUUCACAUCUGAGGAGCUCAAAAAGGCCUUGGCUAAAAUGAAGGAAAGUGAGAAGGCAGAAAGGAAGGCCCGAGAGGAAGAGGUGAGGAAGAAGUUCCGGCCCAUAGAACAGCUGAAGGAGGAGUUUGAAAAGCUGAACAUGAAGAUAGAAACAGAUUAUGAAAUUAUGGUUAAAUUAAUCAGCAAAUUCAACAGCUCUGCCUCCACGCUGGAUGAAAAAGUCGCGGCGCUUUAUGAUCUUGAAUAUUAUGUUCACCAGGUGGACAAUGCCAAGGAUUUCCUGUCCAUGGGUGGGCUCCAGCUGGUGAUCGAGGGGCUGAACAGCAGUGAGACCUCACUGAAGGAACAUGCUGCCUUCGUCCUGGGAGCUGCCCUGUCCAGCAACCCCAAAGUGCAGAUUGAAGCCAUCGAGGGGGGUGCCCUGCAGAAGCUCCUGGUUAUCCUGGCCACAGAACAACCCCUGGCUGUCAGGAAGAAGGCUCUCUUUGCUUUGUCCUCCAUGCUGAGGCAUUUCCCCUAUGCCCAGCAGCAGUUCCUCAAGAUGGGUGGCCUCCAGGUGCUCAGGAGCCUCUUCCGGCAAAAGGGGAUGGAGCCCCUCCAUGUCCGUGUGGUGACACUGCUCUACGACCUCAUCAUGGAGAAGAUGCUGCUUGAGGACUCCCAGCACGGAGAGCAGAUGGAGGAGAAAAUCCAGCAGUACCAGCAGGUCAGGCUGGUGCCGGCGGUGGUGGAGCAGGGCUGGUGUGCCCUGGUGCCCAAUCUGCUGGCUAUGCCCGAGCACGACACCCGUGAGAAGGUCCUCAAGCUGGUGGGGGUGCUGGUGGCCUUCUGCAGGGAGCACUACCGGGGGGACCCCGCCCUGGGCACCACCCUCAGCCUCCUGCGCAGUGAGUACGAGGAGCUGGCGGCUGAGGAGCAGAGGGAAGGGGACAAGGACGGCUACUUCAGGGAGCUCCUGGGCUCUAUUAACACUAUCAUCCAGGAACUGAGGUGAAACUGAGGGUUCUGUCCAAUUCCAGGGAGUUCAGGGUGACAGCAAGUUUGGAUGGCACCGGUGCAGGUGCACUUUGGAAUAAACUGCUAGACUAAACGAGAUCCCAGCACUGUGUGCCAACAACUUUGUUAUUAAAAUACAUUGGGGUGUGGGGAAUGUCUUGUUCUCAUGGCAUACUGCUGGAAGAACGGAGUUGCACAAUGGAGGGAACAAGCUGGGGGCUCAGCUGGGGAAUUUGGGAUUUGCAGAAAGGGAACAAGUGGUGUUCCUGUGGGGGUCAUGCUUGUGUCACUCUCAGGAGGGGAUGUUUGAAGCCCUGCACUUCUUCCAGGCCUGGCAGAGCCCAGCUGGUCCCUUCCAUCCUCCAGCCCUUGCAGGGCUCUGCCACCAAUGCCACCAGAUCCAUCCCCACCUGUGACCCUGCAACCACUGGGCUUUGUGCUCAAAUAUUUAUGGCUCCCUUAUACAGCGUGUUACUUGUCACUGUUAAGUAGCAGGGCUGAUUAUAACUAUUGAUUCUUUUUUGAUCUUUCUCUUUUUGGGGUUUUAGGCUGUUUUUCCGGCAUUAAUUUUUUUCCUAUUUUUAUCUGAAAUGCAUUUCCCAGCCAGCCUUGCCAAGACUUUGCUUUGUAGGUUUAAAAAAAAAUAUAUAUAUAUAUAUCUGAUGGUAACAGCUAGGACAAGGAUGGGAAGGGGCUUUUCUGCUGGAAACCUGAGCCUCUGGAGUGAUGCCAGGCCAGCCAGGGAUCCAGCAGAACUGGAGGGGAUCAGCACAGGGAUUUCUCAGCCCCUGCCUAGUUUUGUCACUGUGUCACAGCUGGAUUUAAGGUGGGGAUUGUCUAACGCCUCCUUAGGGAAUGAGCCAGGGAGAAAGCCACCAGCAGCCCUCCCUGUCCAACCCUAAAGCCAAAACCCAAUUUGCUCUUCCUUAAAGUCUUAAACCUGACAAGUUUUUGAGCAGAGGCUCACGGGAUGCCUGUGCUGGCCCUGGGGAUGGAAAGGUGCCCGUGGGCCUCCAGGACAGCUUUGGAGGGAGCAAGUGGUGGCUCCUGGUCAGUGCCACUUGGUGCCAGCCCUGGGAUGGCCCCUGUGGCCUGGGAUAGCCCCUGUGGCCUGGGAUGGCAGCAAGAAGUGCCCAGGAAGGUCCCGGUCCCCCUGGGCUGUUUCCCGCACACCGGCAGAGUGACAGCCAAGGAUGUGGAGCACUCAAAGGAGGCCAAAAAAUUACAAUAAAUAACAAUUUCCUGGCAGUGCUGCUCCUGAGGCACUGGGCCCUGGCAGGGCACUCUGGGGCAGAGGCUGUGUGAGGUCUUGGGCAGUGCUGCCGUCAGGGACCCCACACCCACACAGUGCCCCCUGCCCAAAGGGCUCCAGGCUCUGCAGGGGGGUCACGAGCCCAAAGAAGGGUGGCCAGAGGGACCCCCUGGGCUGUAGCCACCCCCUCUCUGCAGCUCCUGCAGGUCUCAGGAGUCAUGUCCAAGCACUGGCAAUGCAGCCAGUAGCACGGGGAGGUGGUGACAGCAAUGGAACUUCGGAGGGCACCAAGAGCUGUGCCACGGUCAGCUGUGGCCAAGACUCAGCCUUGGGGGCUGCAGCCCAUUCCUCCGUGUGCAUGGCCAUGUAUCCUCAGAGGGAGACAGAGAAGUGCAGGCGAGCCCUGGGCUGCCUUCCCUGGCCAUAAAUGACAGCCCAGGCCGGUGUCCCCACUAAUGACAGCUUUGUGUCCCAAAUGGCGCUGCUGGUCCACAGCCCGGGGUAAUGACAGGGCUGCUGCAGCUGCCUGGCCCUCCCCCAUCAGGGCCAGGGCCAGGGCUGGGCCAUCCUGCCCCAGCCCCUGUGCAGAGCCAGCCCCCCUCUGCUGGGAAUCCCCCAAAUUCCUGCAGGCACGGAGCAAAGGCAGGGCUGGAGCAGCCCCAGGGGUGGGAGGUCCUGCGGCAGAUGGAAACCUUGGGUAGGGCUCACUGGACCCCUUCCCAGGCAGGUCUGGGAGGUGGGAUGGGCACUUCCAUCCUUAAUUUUGGAGCUAACAGGGCCCCCCCAUUCCUCGAGCUUCAAGAGGGGCUCAAGUGUUAGGCGCUGCCGUCACACAGGUGGCCAGGCCAGGACCAGCUCCCGCUCCUUCCCCUUGCACCCCAAGAGCAUCAGGAGGGCCUUGCUGGCUCAGCCUGAGCUCCCCAAAUCCUGGCAGCCUUUAGGCAGGGAAGGGCUCAGAGCAGAGUCCAGGGGCUGUGUCUCCCUGGGGCACUCCCCAGCCCCCACCAUCCGCAGCGCCGAUGUGCCUUACUGGAUUUUUCCUUUUCUCACCCCAUUGUUGGGGUUUUGAAUGCACUCGCUCCUCCCCUCCCUCUCUGCUCUCUCCUCAAUUUUAUGUUUGACGUUUGGCUGCCGUGGCCUGGUCUGGACCCAGCACCCGUGUAAGCAAACACAGCACGGGGUGCCCCGCUCCCCUCUCCUAUCCCGCUCCCGGCACAUCCCAAAGGCGCUGGGAGCAGGGAGAGCUCGGAGUGGGAAAGGCGCUCAUUAACGACCAUUAAAUCGUGGCACGGAAACUUCACACACAAUUAAAGAGGCAUAAAUUCAACGUGGCUCCAUUCACCGCGGGAUUGAAUUAAGAGCACUUGAAAUCUGGAAUAAGACUUAUCUCCUGAGGAUUUAAUAUGGUUUCACUAAUACACAUUAGAAGAUAAUGUGGGUUCAACUUCCUGAGAUCCCUGCACUGCCAGGUCUGCCGGGCUCUGGCACAGACCCAGCAAAGGUCCUGUCCCACUGCACUGCAAAAAAACCCCAGACCGAAAUAUCUUCACUGCAAAAACCCCCCCAAACCCCCCAGCAAGUACUCCGGCAUGUUCCAGGCGAUGCCUGGGGAGCAGCCGUGGGGAGCUGGUGAGUAGGGAAAUCCCACAGCCCUUCCCUGCCCAAAGCCACGGCAGGUGCCCCAUCUCCCCGGAGGGCAGGGAAUUGGGAAGGUGGGGUUUGGCUCCUCGCUCACCGCCGGAGCCGAGCAUCGUCCUCCGGCAGCGACAGCGACAGCGACAGCACGAGCCCUUCCCCAGCGCUUAAUUACAUGGAGCAGUAAUUACUGUAAUUCUCUCCAAUUGGCUCCCUAAUAAAGUCACAGCUUCGCUGGCGGCCGGACCCCCUCGCCGAGCCGCUGCUCCAGCGCCGCUUUCACGCACAGGGCUGGAAUUUUCUGACACGGGAUCGGCGCUUUUGGGUUUUGAACUCCUGGGUCUUGGGCUGGUGCUGAGCAACCCGGAGGUGCCGGCGGGACCAGGAGCGGGGCUGGAGCGGGGGCUGGGGUCGCUCCGGGAUGAGGAACUGCCCUGCCCCGCCCCGGCUCGGGGCUCUCCUGCCGCGCUCUGGCCCCAGCCCCGCCGUCACCACCCCGUCCCCAGCUACUGGAAUUGGGACUUCAUGACACAAAAUCCCCCCUCUUCUAAGGGGAGAGUGUUACACCAAUUAAAGUGUUACACCAAUAACGAUUCACGUCGAUGCCCUUCUCUGCUCCAAACCCAAACGCAAUUCCCAGAGGAGCAAUUCCUGGGUACAAAGAAAAUGUGAGUUGAGGUUUUUCCGCCUCCUGUCCCCAUGGCGUUCCUGCUGCUCCUGCACCCCCCUGGGGCUGUAGCUGUCACCAGGGGAACCACUUCUAAUUUCUUGAUACUCAAUGUUUGUAGCGUAAAUUAAACAAAGAUGUAUUUAAAAGAUAAAUAAGUGUAAAUUUGUCUGUACGUCUUAAUAAAGGUUAUUUUUAAAGCUCAUUAAUAGAUUGUAUUGGAGGGAGGCAUUGGAUGUACUCCCUAAACAGCUCAGGGAACGUCACCUUUAAGACAAUACCAGGAGAAAAAAGCCCCAUAUUGUAGAAAUUUAGUUAAUAAUUUUCUCUAAAAUAAGACCUACAGCCUGUUAACCCUCAAAUGGCAGUGGAGCACAAUUCCCCCUCCGAGCCUGUUUACAUGUUAAGGGUGUAUGAAAAUAGCCUAUCAUUCCACUGUUUAAUAGCUGUACUCAAGAGGCUAAAAUGCUUGAACACAUAAUACAUUUGGCAAAAAUAUCUCAAAAACUAUUUACCUUAAUUACGAUCAGCAUUACAGUAACAUGACAGCAAUAACCUUAAUACAGUAAAUUAUGAGCUGAUUGAGAUAAAUAAAAUUAUAACAUUUCAGUGCCAAGGUUCAGCUCUAAAAUGGAGCUGCAUCUUAGACACUGACUCCAGCCCAGGCUUUUCCAGCUCCACGGGAACAGACACGGUCGUGCUGCCCCGUGCAGGCACCGCUUCCCUGCACUCGACUCGACUGGGAUGUGUGAAACACACUGAAAUUCAUAAAAUUUAAAUAAGACAGUGAAAUUAUACCUUGUAGCUAUAGUUAUCACAAAUAAUGUACAGUCUAAAUUGCAGCCUGAGCAAACACGAUUUCCUGGGUGCCUCUGGAAGCCCAAGGCGGGAUGCAGAGCAAUUAUGAGGAAUGAGCACAAAGCUGAUUUGCAUCUGAAUGGCGGGGGGUGGCGAUGGGCGGGCUGGGCCCGCUCCAUUCACAGCACCACAAUGCACCAGCUGGGAAAAGCAACUUUAUUAGUGUCCCGCAGCAAAAUACAUUAGUAAUUUGUAACCAGGCAUUACAAUUCCCGUCCAUAUCAAAGGGAGCGAUCGGCCGCCCACACCGGGGGAGGUUUCCGCAGGGAUCGGCCCCGGGAGCCCCUCGGGAGGGAGCGGUGCCAGGAGCACAAGGGAACCCCCGGAGGGCUCUGGGGCAGCCCAGGAAAAGCAGCACCACGGCCCCAGGGCACCACCCAGCCCAGCUCCCAACACGAUCCUCAGCAAAGCCCGGCCCAGGCACGGCUGUAGCGUUUUUCCAGCUGUUUUCCAGUUGUGCUCACACAGCCGGUGCCUGCUGCAAUUUCAAACUCCUCUGAGCUUGCUCCCUCUCCACCCCCACUGCAGAUACACUAUCACAUAAAAUACUUUCAUUAAUUUUUUUUUUCAACAAAAAAUCUAAUUUUUCUCUCUUGAUCACCAUGAUAAACUGAGUCUCUGUGUAGCAUGAUCCAGUAUUAGUGUUAACCGUUAGUGUUACUGUAAAAUCCUCUUUGGUUAUAGAAUAUUUCAUUUAAAGCAAGAUUAUAAAAAACAGUUUCCAGCUAGAAAUCCACCCCUGUAAUCUAAAAGCCAUCUAAAUUACCACACUUCUGCAGGCUGAAGAUAUACUGAUAGGACUUAGAAAUUUAAGUAUCUCCCCAGGUAAUCUAAACAAAGUUAUCAAAAUUAUAUUAAGUAAAUACAUUUGGAGGAAUAGUAAA
This is a messenger RNA of Passer domesticus (house sparrow), 6848 nucleotides long. It is a transcript of the gene SIL1, whose product is annotated as SIL1 nucleotide exchange factor. The transcript has 11 exons. The record is from RefSeq and is a predicted model, not a curated record. Bases 171 to 1550 code for a protein of 459 amino acids. Lineage: Eukaryota; Metazoa; Chordata; Aves; Passeriformes; Passeridae.